ACACCAACCUCUCGUACAUCGGAGAGGGCGCCUACGGCAUGGUUUGCUCUGCUUACGAUAAUCUCAACAAAGUUCGAGUUGCUAUCAAGAAAAUCAGCCCCUUUGAGCACCAGACCUACUGCCAGAGAACCCUAAGAGAGAUAAAAAUCUUGCUGCGUUUCAGACAUGAGAAUAUCAUCGGCAUCAAUGACAUCAUCCGGGCACCAACCAUUGAGCAAAUGAAAGAUGUAUAUAUAGUACAGGACCUCAUGGAGACAGAUCUUUACAAGCUCUUGAAGACACAACACCUCAGCAAUGACCAUAUCUGCUAUUUUCUGUAUCAGAUCCUGAGAGGAUUAAAAUACAUACAUUCAGCUAAUGUUCUGCAUCGUGACCUCAAGCCUUCCAACCUCCUGCUGAACACCACUUGCGAUCUUAAGAUCUGUGACUUUGGCCUUGCCCGUGUUGCAGAUCCGGAUCAUGAUCACACAGGGUUCUUGACAGAGUACGUAGCCACACGUUGGUACAGAGCUCCAGAAAUUAUGUUGAAUUCCAAGGGUUAUACCAAGUCCAUUGAUAUUUGGUCUGUGGGCUGCAUCCUGGCAGAGAUGCUCUCCAACCGGCCUAUCUUCCCAGGGAAGCACUACCUUGACCAGCUGAAUCAUAUCCUGGGUAUUCUUGGAUCUCCAUCACAGGAAGAUCUGAAUUGUAUAAUAAAUCUAAAAGCUAGAAACUACUUGCUUUCUCUCCCACACAAAAAUAAGGUGCCAUGGAACAGGCUGUUCCCAAAUGCUGACUCUAAAGCUCUGGACUUAUUGGAUAAAAUGUUGACAUUCAACCCUCACAAGAGGAUUGAAGUUGAACAGGCUCUGGCCCACCCAUACCUGGAGCAGUAUUAUGACCCAAGUGAUGAGCCCAUUGCUGAAGCACCAUUCAAGUUUGACAUGGAAUUGGAUGACUUACCUAAGGAGAAGCUCAAAGAACUCAUUUUUGAAGAGACUGCUAGAUUCCAGCCAGGAUACAGAUCUUAAAUUGGUCAGGACAAGGGCUCAGAGGACUGGACGCGCUCAGAUGUCGGUGUUCCUCCCAGUUCUUGACCCCUGGUCCUGUCUCCAGCCCGUCUCAGCUUACCCACUCUGACUCCUUUGAGCUGCUUGGAGGGGCAGCUUCUGGUAGUAGUGGCUUUUAUACUUUCACAGAAUCCCUUCAUCCAGAGAUGUCUUCUGGCACCAGUGCCCUGCAGCAGCGAGCACUUCCAGUGCCCUCACUGCCUACUGUCGUUUAGUCACUGACUGCUUUCUGGUUUGAAAGAUGCAGUGGUUCCUCCUUCCUUGAACCCUUUCUGCGUACGUGUCACCCUGCUGAACCAUGCAGCCUCACCAGAGCGGAGUCUUUCCAAGCUGGCCAGUCACUGGCAUCUCGCUUUACAGUGAGGAAUGCUAUUACAUAAGGCACUUUAAGUCAGUGACAGCUCCAAAUUUGCACUUCAUCUGUUGACUAGUAAACUGUACCCAGAACAGGAGCUUGUGGACACCCCUGGAUGGUAUUGCAGCUUCAGGGGCAGGCACUUCUGUCACGGGAGUCCUUUGGGGACAUUUUUCUGUGUCUCAUGUUAGUCCCAUAUUUAAGGUAUGUACUAUUUGCCCAGCUUGUAAAACAAUUGGAUCACUAUUCUAGGAAGCACUGCACCAGCAGUGUUGAUUCUAAAGGUUCCCUAAAGUUACUUCUGUUGUAAUGGAGGUGUAACACUUGCCAAAAUGUUACAUGCUGUCCUUGGCCAGAGAUUUAAAGUAACAGUUCUGCUUGUCAUUUGCUGCAAGAUGCACAAGCACUAAACUGUAGAAGUUUCUGGUGAAGUAGAGAGCAAGCUGACCUAGAUGUUCGGGGUGGAGCUCCAUAUAUGCCUUGAGCUGUUUUACACGGAAGGCUGAUUUUGUAACCACAUUCACUGCCUUGGGGUUUAGUUAAGAGGAACACUGCGUCUUAAAAUGAGAAAGUGUACAGUUCUUCUCCUACAGCAUGUCGGCAUCUCAAGCUCACUUUUCAGUGGUAUAAUGACUUAUAAUAAAGCCUUCAUGAGCUGUCAUCAUGAAGCUCUGUUCUGUUGCCAAGUAUUGAGGUGUUUCUGGUACUGCUGAGUUAAUGUCAUAAAAGGCUAGCAGUAACUGUGUUCGAGCUCUCUCCUAUUUCCUGAUCUAUUUUGUUCUGCGCUGUGUGCUGUGGAGUUGAUGGUGUUAUCCCAGUACAGUGCCUCCUGACCCCCUCACUGCUCUCUGAUGAGAAGUUUGCCUUGUUCAAUACUUACUGUGCCCUUGCAUGACUGUUAAGGCUUUCUGUGCAGAGAUCACUGUCCAAGUGUCACAUCCUAUGAUUGAGCAAAAUCUAUUGUGACCUCUGAAUUGUAUUCCACAGAGACUGCUAUCCAGAAGAUGAUUUAGGAGAGAUAAUUCUAGUGUUAGCUUUUCAUUUCUCAUCUGUCUUUUUUUCCCCCAUGAUUUUUGACAGCACCGGAGAAUGGGUUCUAUAAAGACUGCCUGCUAGUAUGAACAGAAUGCACUUGUAACUCAUGGAAAUAAAUGUACAUCUUUAUCUUUACAACGAUGAUAUUAUUCAGUGUUGAUUUCCUCUGGAUCAGUGUGUCUUAAGUGGAUAGUCACAAUCAAUUUAUAAUUUGUGCUUCAGGCAAAAAUGUUCAUGGGCCUCACUCCACUCCUCCCCACCCCCACCCCUGCACUGCCCCACACAUCUGUUUAUGUAAGAUGGCUUAGAAAGAUCAUUUCAGCCAGGUGUUGUAUACUUUUAAUCCUAGCACUCAGGAAGGCAGAGGCAGAUGGAUCUCUGAAUUGGAAGACAGCUGGGACUACAUAGGCCCUCCUCAAGCCCCCCCCCCCCAAAAAAAUAGAAAGGUUCUCUCCUCACCCUCUGAGCAGCAAAUGAUUCUGACAUAGCCCUCUCAAUAUUACAGGUGUUAAGUAGUCAGAUGGUGAUGAUGACACACAAACAUGCCAGGUUGGAAGCUCUGGUUCCCUCUGAAAAGGGCCUUCUGCCUGUGUAUCCUAAAGCUGUGGGAAGGGCUAUUCAAUAGUACCCAUGGUGUCUGCUACUGGGUUCAGUGUGACACUCCCCUCACCUGGCUAAAGCGUGGCUGACUCUUCAGAAACCAGAUCUCGAUUCUUCCUAAGUCCCUGCUUUUCACUUCCACACAUGAAGCCCACCCUGCACUAAAAGAUGCAGAAUCUACUUUUAUUGAUACACUAGUAAUGAGUUUUCUUCUCUUCUCUUUUUUUAAGCAUUGACAGUUUUCCUACUUGUCUCUUUAUGUUUCUUGAAAAAGGAGGUAUUCACAUUACAUUUUGAGAUUAAUUUGCAGUCUUCUAAAUAAGGAAACCAUAGCCUCAUCAUCAAGGGGACUGAGCUCUCUGCGCUGCCCCUUUCUGGUACUGUGAGGUGAGAUUGGUGUUGAAACCACUCUCUGCAUCCUAGAGUCACUAUACCACAAUUAGUGCAGCUAUGUGCAUGGCAAAUGACACACCAGAGAGCCAUAGAGCCAGUGUAACUGUGGUAACUGGUAGCUGUCCUGUGUAGUCACACUCAUUGCUUUGGUUCUUCUCACAUUUCUAAAGAUACACUGACAUUGAGCACCUCCAUUAUGUACAUACAUAGGCAAGCUGUCAGGUGGUGGGUUUUUCCAUGUCUUGAAAUAUGAGCAGAACACUGGUGAGAACAUGCUGCUCCUUUACUUUGUAUGAAGAAGACGCCUGCUCAACAAUCCGAGAGAGACUGGUGAGAGUUGUGCGUAGGGUUGAGGCCUCUCCGUAAAGAGCUGUGUGGUGCAUGUGUGCUCUCUCACGCCAUUCCUCCUCCUGUGAGCAGGGCAGGGUAGUGGGGUGGAGGUGACUGUUAGCUGUGUCUGCGGAAUCACAGAGGUCCAUCACCCACACUGCAUGCCACAUAGUGUUCAGACCACUUAGAGGAGACUUUCAUCUGCUUAUGAUUAACACUUACAUUAAUAUUAAUAGUUACAUUUGAAUUUUGGUGACUUAUAUAGUAUGGUAACAGUAUGUUAAUACAAUUCACAUAUGCUUUGGGUCCUUGAUAAUUCUUUUAUAUUUGUAAAUCAGUGUUUUGGAGCAAUCCCAAGUUUAAGGGAAAUAUUUUUGUAAAUGUAAUGGUUUUGAAAAUCUGAGCAAUUCUUUUGCUUACACAUUUUUAAAGCAUUUGUGCUUUAAAAUUGUGCUGGUGUUUGAAACAUGGUCCCUAUGGCCCAGAUGAGACAUGUGGAGUGGGGUAAAUAGUAUGACAUCUCAGACUGUGUCCAGCUUGAUAUGGUUGAUCAACAGCAGUGGGAUCCAGAGUCUCUAGGGUUGCACCGGGUUUACCUAAAGCUUGUUGCCCUGUUUUUUGUGCCAUUUAUCCCUGUGGAACACUCCAGAAGGUUCUUACAUUGCUUUGUAUCUGCUUUGUACUGUUGGUACCUUUUUGGUAUUGUAUCCCAAACUGCAUAGAUAUUUAGAAUAAUGGUAAGUUUAAAAAAUAAAUGUUGAAGGAAGAUUUUA
Cricetulus griseus (Chinese hamster) is the source of this 4535-nucleotide messenger RNA. The record is from RefSeq and is a predicted model, not a curated record. NCBI's taxonomy places the organism in Eukaryota, Metazoa, Chordata, Mammalia, Rodentia, Cricetidae.